CAAUUCACUCGAUACGUAAGUACGUGCAUAAUGUAUGCAUAGGGUUAUAUUAUGCACGAGCAACAAAUUUGCGCGUCAGUCCGUGCAACGCUCAUCCAGACAAUAAUCUUCGCGGCUUAUCGCUCGUCGGCCGUUGGCAAUUGCAAUUCCGGAGUCUCUUUCGCGAUAUAUACCAUAGACAAUACACAGCAGUCGCUCUAUUCUAUCCCACUGUUUAAUGUAAAGGCUUUAUCUUCUUGUGCCACCACACCGUCGCUCGCGCAAACUUUCACAAAAUUUUGUACGUGGCUUUUCUGUGCUAUAUAAUAUACUCGCGGGCGCCCUUUCACCCAUAUAUAUACUUCAUAUAUACUCGCGUUAUUAUACGUUGCAAUAAGGCGAGAGGAGUGUAUUACAAUUCCGCGCGCAGUAUAGUGAACAUUCAGACGUCCGCGUUCGCACGCGAUCGUACGAAAUAUCGCUUUAUUAUCAAUAUUAUUUUCGUAUAUGUCAUCAGGUUAGGGCUGCGUACGAGUCACACGGGUGAGUGCCGUAUAUACGUAUAAUUACGAAUUCGAGUGUUUCGAUGAAAAAAAUCAAGUUCGUGUAAGCAAUAUCGCGGCCUUAUCCUCACCUCUCUCUGUACACAUAGGCUACGCAUUAUCUCGAGGCUCGCUCGCAAAAUCGAGCGUCGUCGCGCAUCAGUGCUGUGCAGUACCACGGCGAUAUAUAGGCAGGCACUGGUAUACAGCAGACUCCGUGCGCCGCGCUCCCGACGACAGUCUCUUCUGGCGCAGUGAUCUGGCACAUAUUAUACACACAUUUUAUAGGCUCGAGAGCUCUGCGCUAGUCUCUCGCAGCACAUGGGUGCUAGUAUUAUUGUUUUCUAAAAGUUCUAGCUAAAGCAAGCGCAGUACAAAAUGUUCAGCUGGCUAAGUAGAGAAGAUAGCAGCAAACAAGAGCUGUUUGACAAUGUCACCGAAGGGCUCAAAAAGAUCUACAAAACUAAAUUGUUGCCUCUCGAGCAGGCUUAUCAAUUUCAUGAUUUUCACUCUCCACAACUAGAUGAUGCUGACUUUGAUGCCAAACCAAUGAUACUGCUCGUUGGUCAGUACUCCACGGGUAAAACAACAUUCAUCAAAUAUUUACUGGAAAGAGACUUCCCUGGUAUUAGAAUAGGUCCUGAGCCUACUACGGACAGGUUUAUUGCUGUUAUGUUUGAUGAGAAAGAAGGUGUUAUACCUGGUAAUGCUCUGAUCGUCGACCCUCAAAAACAGUUCAGGCCGCUCACCAAGUUUGGAAAUGCUUUUCUUAAUCGAUUCCAAUGCUCCAGUGUAAAUUCCCCUGUACUCAAGGGUAUCUCAAUUGUUGAUACUCCUGGAAUUUUGUCUGGAGAAAAACAAAGGGUUGACAGAGGAUAUGAUUUUACAGGAGUUUUAGAAUGGUUUGCAGAACGUGUAGAUAGAAUUAUUCUUUUGUUUGAUGCUCACAAACUUGAUAUUUCUGACGAGUUCCGACGCUCUAUCGAAGCUCUCCGAGGACACGAUGAUAAAAUUCGAAUUGUUCUUAACAAAGCUGACAUGGUUGACCAUCAGCAACUCAUGCGUGUUUAUGGCGCACUUAUGUGGUCUCUUGGAAAAGUUUUACAAACGCCUGAAGUUGCUCGAGUAUAUAUAGGCUCAUUUUGGGAUCAACCUUUGAGAUAUGACGUUAAUAGGAGAUUAUUUGAAGAUGAAGAACAAGAUCUAUUCAAAGAUUUACGUUCAUUACCCCGAAAUGCUGCUCUUAGAAAACUUAACGAUUUAAUUAAACGAGCACGUUUAGCUAAGGUGCAUGCAUACAUAAUAAGCGCACUACGCAAGGAAAUGCCCAGUAUGUUCAAUAAAGAUAGUAAGAAAAAGGAGCUGAUUAAAAACUUAGGUCAAGUUUACGAUAAAAUUCAACGCGAACAACAGAUUUCUCCAGGAGAUUUUCCAGAUCUUAAAAAAAUGCAGGAAAAUCUAGCGCAUCAAGAUUUCACUAAAUUUAGCAUACUUAAACCUAGAUUACUUGAAAUUGUGGAUAAGAUGCUGGCAGAUGACAUUUCAAAACUAAUGGCUAUGAUACCCCAUGAAGAUACGGUUACCACAACAGAACCACACAUUAAAGGUACAAUAGCAGGUGGAGCUUUUGAAGGUGUUGAAGAUCAAGAAAGUCCAUUUGGUUACAAGAAAGGUGAAGGCAUCGACGCUGGUUCUAAUGAACCAGAAUGGAUAGUAAUGAAAGAAAAAUACAAAUACGAUUCGCUUUUUGAAACGCUUGGUCCAUCUGAUGGAAAAAUCACAGGAGCAGCUGCAAAAUCCGAGAUGAUCAAAUCAAAGCUGCCGAACACUGUAUUGGGAAAAAUAUGGAAAUUAUCCGACGUAGAUCGCGACGGCUACUUGGACGCUGAUGAAUUUGCACUCGCGAUGCACUUGAUCAAAGUUAAAUUAGACGGACACGAACUGCCAGUGGAUUUACCGGAUCAUUUAGUACCUCCGUCAAAACGUGAUUUGUGAAUGAAAUUUUUCGAAGACUUUACAACAAAUUGAUGAUUCUUUUGAACUCAUAUCAAUCAGUGACAAGUACUGAAUUCUCUUGUUUGAUAAAAAAAAUAAUAAACGAAAAAAUGAAUCACGGUAAAACUAAAUCAGUGAUAAGUACUGAAUUCUUUUGUUUGAAAAAAAAAUAAACGGAAAAAUGAAUCACGGUAAAACUAAAGUUUAUCGCGUGCAAAUUAUUUACAAGGACAAUGGCAAGUUACUAUUUUAUGUAAAUCUAUUUUUACAGAGAUCAAUUGUCCUUAAUUAUUUUUUAAUUCUAUUCAUGUGAUUGUGUACGUGACUGAUUGUGCGUGCAAUUGUCACAACUGUUGCGCGUAAAAUAGAUUCGUAUAUUAUACUAACGAGAUAAUUUUUGAACAGAAAAAAUUUAUAUUAUAUUAGCAGAAUUAAAUGAUAUAAGAUGGGUGUAUUUUAUAGAAAAUAUUCAACUCUUAAAAUUCUUUACUAUCUAUUUCUAUGGCUUAUUAUAUACGCAUUUUUCUACAUUGUAACGAAACAAUGUUCUUGGUCCAAAAAUCGUUGUAUCAAAAGUAUUGUCACAACAAGAAAAUUACACACAAAGUAUUAAGAACCUCGAGCAAAUGAAAUAUUUUUACACUACUAGACUCUUUCAGUCGACCAUAACUUUUUACAAUUAUACAUUCACUGUGACGGCAUGAAUUUUAAGCGCCAGAGUUGAAAAACGUUCGCGGCUUUUACGAGGCGUUUACUACAAACAAAUCAGUCAAAUAGACAAAUCUAAAAAAAAAUUCGGCAACGAAUACAGAGAGUAAGAAGGAUAUGUUUACAUAUCGAUAUACGUUAUAAUUCUUUGAAAAAUUUGAAAAAAAAAAAAAAUUUAUUUCACAUGAUUGUAAAUUUGAUUUACUUUUGUGAAUGCACAAAUAUUCUUGCAUGCGCUCGAAAAAGAGAUAAGUGUAAUUUUAUGAAUUAUUAAAAAAUUUAUUUCUAUGAAAAACUGAA
Molecule: messenger RNA, 3524 nt
Organism: Trichogramma pretiosum
Lineage: Eukaryota; Metazoa; Arthropoda; Insecta; Hymenoptera; Trichogrammatidae
Gene: Past1
Product: EH domain-containing protein 1
Exons: 7
Coding region: 900-2516 (538 amino acids)
Biological process (GO): clathrin-dependent synaptic vesicle endocytosis; endosomal transport
Cellular component (GO): cytoplasm; clathrin-coated pit; plasma membrane
Molecular function (GO): GTP binding; calcium ion binding; protein binding
Source: RefSeq, a predicted model, not a curated record